Aricia agestis (brown argus) is the source of this 540-nucleotide messenger RNA. RefSeq names its product 60S ribosomal protein L28 (gene RpL28). Gene Ontology annotation, molecular function: structural constituent of ribosome. NCBI's taxonomy places the organism in Eukaryota, Metazoa, Arthropoda, Insecta, Lepidoptera, Lycaenidae. Gene Ontology annotation, biological process: translation. Bases 83 to 502 code for a protein of 139 amino acids. The record is from RefSeq and is a predicted model, not a curated record. Gene Ontology annotation, cellular component: ribosome; cytosolic large ribosomal subunit. The transcript has a single exon.
AACAUAAAAAAAAAAUCUUUCUCUUGUCAACGUGAUAGCGCAAGCACGUUGUGUUGUAAUUUUUACACGAUAAAUUCCAAAAAUGUCGGCGCAUUUAAAUUGGAUGAUUAUCAGAAACAACAACGCCUUCCUGGUGAAGAAGCGUAAUAUCAAGAAGCCAUUCAGUAAGGAACCAAACAAUGUAACUAACCUUAGUGCGUUCAAAUACAAUGGCCUGAUCCACAAGAAAGCUGUCGGCGUGGUGGAGAAUCCCAACAGGAAAGGUUUUACCGUAGUGUACAAGAAAGCUAAGGCCACGAACAAGCCGGCAAAGAACCAAGUUCGCCGGUCAUUCAAGGCUGGAGCCAGAAGAUCACUCCACAAGGUAAAGAGGUUGCUCAGAGCUAACAACUACCGCCCCGACUUGGCUAAGGCUACACUUCGUCGUGCUUCUGCUGUUCUUCGUUCCCAAAGGCCCAUCAAGGCCAAGAAACCUAAAGCGGCCGCAGCCAAAACCGAGUAAUAUGUUAUAAGCUGACAAUAAAAAAAAUUAUAAAAUCA